AUGACGCGUCAAGCACUGGAAGGUGAAGACAGCAGACUACAAGGAGAGACAACAACGGGAUGGGCUCCCCAAGCCAAGUUGCCAAGGCCUUGGGCCCCAUUUGCCAAGGCGCCAAGAGGCAAGGCACCAAGGAAAGUCGCCAAAAGCCUUGGGCAUCACUUGUCGGCUCUGCUACUUGCUUUGUCCAUUGCUCCGAUCUGA
Molecule: messenger RNA, 201 nt
Organism: Ilex paraguariensis (yerba mate)
Lineage: Eukaryota; Viridiplantae; Streptophyta; Magnoliopsida; Aquifoliales; Aquifoliaceae
Source: the annotation of a GenBank genome assembly